Molecule: messenger RNA, 2391 nt
Organism: Hypomesus transpacificus
Lineage: Eukaryota; Metazoa; Chordata; Actinopteri; Osmeriformes; Osmeridae
Product: coagulation factor VII
Exons: 8
Coding region: 428-1963 (511 amino acids)
Biological process (GO): blood coagulation; proteolysis
Cellular component (GO): extracellular region
Molecular function (GO): serine-type endopeptidase activity; calcium ion binding
Source: RefSeq, a predicted model, not a curated record
UUUGACAUGUGUCAAUAUUUAGAAUCGAGUUAACUAUCAAACGCCAAGCUUGUCAGAAGUCCUCCAUUUUAGCAGACCGUCAGAGAAAAAGGUAGGCUGUACUCAUUUAGUUGAGCAGUGUUAGGUCGACAGAGGAAGGGAGAUUUGGUUUAGACUGCUUACACUUGUAUACUUUAUGGAAGUCCCCAGAAUUGAAAAUUAAUCUGAAAGUCGACAAAUGUUCUUACAAAAUGUAUAGCUUUUUUAAUUGUAAAUGUGAUAUACUCAACAUGGAAAAUAUACAGGAUAGAGAAUUGUGUCAUCUUCAGACUACUUAGCAAAAUUGCAUUUGCCGAGUCAUUGGGUUGCCAUUGGGUUGACCCUUGGUACAGUCUAUAUUGUUAACUAAAUAGUGACCUAUACCCAUAGAAAGCCUCUUAGGUGUGAGAUGUUGCUGUCAGAAGUUUGGCUCCCAACAGUUUUGCUUUUGAGCCUUUUUGGCUCACUUCUAGAAUCAAAAGUGUUCCUUGAGCACAAUAAUGCAGUGCAGCUGCUUCGAGUGCGUCGGCCAAGGGCCAACUCAUUCCUGGAAGAGAUCAUGCCAGGAAACCUGGAGCGGGAGUGUUAUGAAGAGACCUGUUCCCAGGAGGAGGCGGCUGAGAUCUUUCAGACCAGAGAGAAGACGAUGGAGUUUUGGUACAGGUAUAACAAUCUAAAUCCUUGCUCCUACAACCCUUGUCUAAAUGGUGGAAUCUGCACUGUGGAUCGAAAUGGAUACCUCUGCUUGUGCCCCCCACGAUAUGAUGGCAAGAUUUGUUCCAUAGAGGUGUUUGAGUGCCAGUAUCAAAAUGGUGGUUGCCUGCAUUACUGUACCAACCAGGAACGCAUGUCUGGUGUCCUGUGUAGCUGUGCCCAGGGCUACCAGCUCGACGAGGAUGGCAAGGGCUGCUCUAAAGCAGUGCCGUUCCCGUGUGGUAAAAAGCAGAUUGGGUUCCGUCGUCGCCGGUCUCUGUUGGACGCCUCCCAGCACAUUGCCUCAACGUCACCCUCAGUCUCACCCCUUCCUAAUUCUUAUGGAAACUUGACUGUGGAAGGAAACUUGACUGUGGAGGGAAACUUGACUGUGGAGGGAAACUUGACUGUGGAGGGCAACUUGACUGUGGAGGGAAACUCCACCUCCCCAGUAAUGAACACAGAAGGCCAGUGGGCCGAGAACAGCACAGAAGUCCUGGACGACUUUGAUGAAGACACUCGUAUAGUGGGCGGUCAGCUGGAGAAGCAGGGGGGGAGUCCUUGGCAGGUGAUGAUCCGGAGAAAGGAUGGGUAUGGGUUCUGUGGUGGAACCCUGGUAAGCCAGCGCUGGGUCGUCAGUGCUGCCCACUGUUUCUCAGACAUGGUUCCUGAUCAUGUGAUCAUAGGAGACUAUGACAAGCAACGGCCCGAUAAAAACGAACAGAUGAUCACAGUGGAAAAGCUGGUGGUUCACCCUCACUUCCAUGAGUACACCUUCGACAGUGACCUUGCUCUGGUCUACCUCGCCCAUCCAGUGGUCCUGAGCGCUACCGCCAUCCCUGCCUGCCUUCCCAACAAUCACCUGGCUAAAUUGCUGGAUAAGGAGGACAUCCGGGGCGUGGUGACAGGCUGGGGAGCCACUCAGUUCCUGGGCCGCUCCUCUCGCUUCCUCAGGAAGGUGGUUCUCCCCCUGGUGGAUCAGAAAAAGUGUGUCCUCUCUACGGAGCAGGUGGUGACGGACAACAUGUUCUGCGCCGGAUUCUUGGAGGCCAAGAUGGACGCCUGUAGCGGAGACAGUGGCGGCCCUUUUAUGGUCAACUUCAGAGGGACAUGGUUUCUGACUGGAGUAGUGAGCUGGGGUGAAAGGUGUGCUGCUAAGGGUAAAUAUGGCGUUUAUACCAGACUAGGCAACUACCUGCACUGGAUCCAAGACACUAUAAAGAUGCAGGACCAGAUCAGCAGCCAGACCUGAAAGCCUACAGGACUGGAAAACAAACAUACUAAACAUGCAAAAUCUGGUGCUUAAGAGUUGUGAAUUCUUCAGAAUGUUUAACUCUCUUGUCCAAAGAAAUUUUAUUUUGUGAUCAGAAUGUUACAAACUGCCAUAAACCACACAAUAUGAGCUUGACUCAUGACUUGAUUCCAAUUGAGAUCACUGUCUUUAGUUUGUAUAUCCCUAUAUACUAUUAAACACCCCAAUAAUCCUGUCAGUUCUAUUUGCACAAUUUAUAUUAUUUCUGUCUAAUGUGACAAGACCAAUAAGGGAAUGAGUGAACCUGUGAAGAACUAAUUUAAGACAAAAGUCAACUACGUACAUAAGUAUUCUUGGUGACUUAAAUCGAAUACAAAGUUGCCUGCAGUAUAUCUUUGUUGUCUCCAAGCAUCAAUAAACAAGCAAUG